This is a messenger RNA of Symbiodinium natans, 7374 nucleotides long. The record is from the annotation of a GenBank genome assembly. Lineage: Eukaryota; Dinophyceae; Suessiales; Symbiodiniaceae.
GUUAUGAGCCCAAGCGCUCAGGGCUUGGUGCUGGCAAUGGAGGGCGAGUCGCAAGGCCCCAGUUAUGGUGCUGUCGAUAGUGGUGGUGAGAUUUCAACUGGAGAUCGAAGCAGUGCAAUGAUGAAUGGUGUUGGUGGUCCUCAUCAUCAGCGGGCCCAACUGACCCGGGAGUCAGUUGAGCCCCCUGAUGGUGUCGCUGACCCUGGACGCACAGCUGGUUGUCAGAGCGAUGAUAUUCCCACCGGAUCGGCCGAACACAUCGGAUCGGGCGCGGCGACGACUAACGUGGCACGUACGAACGUACAAGGAACGGGUGCACCGGAGCAUGAACAAGCAACCAUGCAAGCAAUGACAACCCCUGCAGCAGCCGUAGCAGAGCAGCAGCCUUUGACGAUGGAGAUGGCAGCCUUGCCCUUGGCGGAGGUGACUGUGAAUGCCCAGGUGAGUCAGAUGAGCUUCUCACCUCCAGAGGAACUCAGAAUGCAGGGCUAUGACAAUUCGCCAAGGUCUGCUGGAAAUGGGGUGGUUUGGAUGGCGAGACUUGGAGAGUUCUUUCAGAGGAGGGUUACUCAAGCAGGGGCUCUUUUCGAACGAUCAGCUCGCCAUUCUCCAGGUGUACCAAGCCCUGCACUCACUCCGCCUCGAGCCUGGAGUCAGAAUCAGUCCCGACUCUUCUCUCCUGAGGCCGAGCAGAUGAUGAGCUCUUGGCAACGAAGGGCUCCACUUCUGCAUCCCCAGCAGCCUCAGAGGGAGCAGGAGUCUUCGAGUGGGUCUCUUACCCAGGAACAAGUUCUGGCGGAGGUGCAACGGCAAGUUCAGAUGGCGAUGAAGGACCAUCGUGAAGAAUUGGAGCAGUCCAGGACACGACAAGAGGCCCUGGAGUCUGAGAAUCUUCGUCUUCGUGAAUCCCUCCGUGCUGUGGUUGAAGCAAGGGCCUCAGAGCAGAGUGUGACUUCGGAGCCGGAGGUGGUGAAGCCAGGCCUUGGAGAACUCCCGAAGCUGCCGGAGGUGUCAGAGACAAGUGCAAUAGAUGUGGGGGACUGGCUUCACAGCCUCACGAUGGGUGACUUGUCCAACUCAUCUUCCACGUGGUGGCAGGCCAUAUCGUCAUCCCUUGAGAAGUACUACAUGGCCUACCUUGGAGCUUCCACCCGAGAUCGCCUCAAUCUCCGUCCUGAAGUGUAUGCUUUGGCGGAAGUUGGAGACAAUAGAUGGGCCCGAGUGGAUAAGAGAGCUGCCUCGAUGAUUUUGGCUAGCUUGCCUGAGUCGGUGAAGAAUGAGAUCCUGGCGGCUCGAUUGGUGGGCACUCUUCAGAUCUUGGCGAGGGCGGUAGUGCUUUACAGGCCAGGAGGAGCAGCUGAGAGGCAGCAGAUCCUCCGCGCGCUAGAGUCACCAACGGCGGCAACCAACCCGACAGAAGCAGUCGAUGUUCUUCGCCGUUGGUCAAGAUGGCUUCGUCGUGCUGGGGAUGUGGGCUUGCAACCUCCCGACCCUAGCAUCCUCCUGAAGGGCCUGGACUCAUUGGUGAAGAAGCCAUUGGGAGACAGCAUGGAGAUCUCGUUCAGGGUGAACAUGCUGCGAUACACCUUGGAGGUAGAUAUGAAGCCUACCCAAGCAGCCGUGGUGGAGCUCCACCAGGCCCUCCUCUCCGAGUUCGAACAGGUGGCUUUCAAGGGCAGAACAAGGGGAGGGGCAGCUUCCUUGAAAGAACAGGGAUGCAAGAAGGGAGCGAGCUGCCAGUUUUCCCAUGAGGUGGACAAGAAACAGAGGCAAGGUAGAUGCUUCACUUGUGGCUCCAAAAUGCACAUUCAGAAAGAAUGCCCAACAAGGGCGAGGAGUCUCCCCAAGGCCCCUGCGCCUUCUCUUCAGAAGACCAACGUGGGCGAAUCGACUUCAUCCACGACCACCUCAGCCACAGCGACGACUAUGAGUGCCGAACCACAGUCUGGGGUUUUGUCCAGCAACUUGGGUGGCACCAGCUCUACCCCCUCAGCGCCCUCCGAGGCUUCGACUGAAGUGCAGGCUCUCUUGAAGGAAGCCAACAUGAUGCUGCGACAGAUGACUCAGAUGAACAUGAAGGCACUUCGGUUGGCAGCAGUGGAAAAGGAGGCGGAGAUCCGGACGGGGCUCCUGGAUUCAGGAGCAUCGCAUCCCUAUCGCCUAGGGACAGAGGAAGAGCUGGAAUCUGCAGUGGAGGUACAAGUGCAGCUCGCUGACGGAAAGGAAGUGGUGUUGCGACAGGCCUCAUCGGGAACUUUGCUGACUAAGGAUGAGAAUGCAAGCCCCAUAGUUCCUCUUGGAGACCUCGUAUCGAGCUUGAACUGCAGCCUGGAAUGGAACGAGGAGGGCAUGACGAUCCAGCAUCCGGAACGAGGAGAGAUUCGGCCUCGCAUGGUGGAAAAUUGCCCCGUUAUCAAUGAGAAGGAAGCCCUUGAGUUGAUCCGAGACCUGGAGGAGAAGAAGGGCAAGCUUAUGGCGGCAACUCGUAUGUCGGCAAAGACUCUGUGGAUGUGGGAUAAGGAGCUGGAAUGGUCUCAGCACCUGCUCGAGUUCCUCACCACGGGAUCGAGGGUGGCGCAACUUCGGGCGAUUGAGUCUGAGGGAUCCCCCUUUCGGAAUCUGUCGUCAGCCAUCAAGGCCACCCUGGCGGAAGAGAUUUCCUUGGACGCCAACACCGGAGCCAAGUACUUCAAGGCGAUGCCAGUGUCACGACGACUUCGAAGAACGUUGCUGGCUACACCUUGGACCCUACACCUAUUUGCUGGAGAUGGGGGUCAUCGGGAACUCCACACGAUGGGACAGGUUCUGGAGGUGGACUUGAGGAUCUCGAAGGCCUUCAAUCUCAGGAAGCCAGCAGGGACCUACCGGGCGCUUUUGUGGGCAGCUUCUCAGGGUCUGUUGGAUGGGAUUGUCGGGGCACCACCAUGCCGAGGUCCAGAGGAUGAGGAGUUGGUGGCGAAGCAGUUGUGGUUGUCCCUGGUAGCGAAGGCUGCAAGAAUCAUGAGGGGUGGCUUCCCAGUGUAUGUGGCUAUGGAAGGGGGUAAACUUCUGGGAGAGGUGGAGAAGGGCAAGGACGGCUUCAUGAGGAACCUCUCGGAGAUCUUUGCGAGCUACAAAGAAGCGAUUUGCCUGGAAACCAUAACGCCUGGGAUCCUCUCCAACCUCCAUGUGCAGAUGGCUGAAAACGAACCCAGGACGAAGAGACCUGAGGAUGUGCAACGAGUUAAGUGGAUGAUGAAGAUGGAUAACAACCCGCAGACCUUCCUCAAGACCCUGAGCACUAAGGAGCUGGCUAUGUGGAAGGCACACAUCCGGAACAACCACCUCCCAUACAAUCGCCGAUGUCGGACCUGUGUGGAGUCUUCUGGGUUGGGAAGGAUGCAUCGAAAAAUCAAGACUCCAAGCUCAUACUGCCUGUCUCUGGAUAUCCUGGGUCCACUACGACAACUUGGCGAAGAUCCAGACCAACGGGAUUACCGCUACAUGCUCGUGGGAGCAUACUUGUUCCCGAGGGAAUCAGGAGGAGGUGAGUCUAUAGCGCCUGAGGCUGUGGACACUCAGGAAUCACCAGAAGAACCACAGAAAGAAGACCAGGCAGUCGUGGAGGAUGGAGUCACCGAUUUGGGGCAUAAGUUCCACCCGCAUCUACGUGGCGAAUUUCGAGAUGGUGGCGUCGGAAGGGAUGACCUAAGUGGGGAUGCUUUCUUUGAGGAGGUUCUCGGUCUAAGCCAAGAAGCGGAUGAUCAACCUCAGGAGGAGCACUUGGCGAAGGGUCCCACCGACGAGGAGUUCAUGAAGAUCUUUGCAUCAGAAAUUGGUGAUGGCGAGCCGGAGUUCGAAGUGAUCUAUAUGGCAAGGGACAGGCCCCCUCAGAGCAAUGGCCGAGCUGAGUCAGCGGUGAAGUGGCUCAAGAACCAGGCCAAAAGGAUCUUGACCUCGACCUCACUGCCCCGCUCAUGUUGGACACUUGCGAUGACCUACGCUGCAUGGGCACAAAGGGAGCGGGUGAUGGGUCGAGGUGAUCAAGUCCUUCCUUUCGGAUCACGAGUCCAUGUGCGGAGCAAGGUCUAUGGGACGGGCGGGAAGUUUGACCUCAACACCAGGUGGACCUCUGGAUACUAUGUCGGGCCAAGUGUUGAUGUUAGAAAUGGACAUGUGGUUCGCUGCGACAAUGGCCUGUACCUCACCUCACAUCAACUAGGCAGUUGUAACGAGGAGGAAGUAGUGAUCCCCGUGGACCCUGGACAUCCGGCUGAGGAGUAUGCGAGAGCUCUCAUGGGGGAAGGGGUCCUCGAGAAGGAGCAGAUCGAGACCUUGGCAUCCAUGUUGCCCUUGACCACGAAGGCUCCGAGGCGAUUUGGAGAACAGGGUGAUGAUGGAGGAUGUUGGGGCGCUGGAACAUAUGUGCAUGGAGGAGUCAUCGGGGUGAGUAACACCACGAAGGCCUUUCCAUGUACGACGGCUGUCUUGGCGAAGUACAUGCGACAACUGUUUCCAGAGGUCAGCUUCUCGGCCCUGUUUAUCAGCCAGAACAUCAAGGCCCAAGCGCACAAGGAUGUUCAUAACGUCGGGAUGAACCUCAUUGCACCCCUCUCUGUGUUUGACGGGGGUGGUCUUCUCAUGGAACCGAAGGAAGGUGAGUCCUACGUGUUGGAUGUUGCUUCAGGACCGGUUCAGUUUGAUCCACGUGUCAAGCAUACGACGAUGCCUUGGACGGGUUCUACAAGAAUGGUGUUGGUGGGGUACAACACGAGAGGAGCCAGUAAGCUUGAGCAGAAAGACAAGGACUACCUCCUCAAGUUGGGCUUUGUGAUCGACCACCGACCUCUUCCUGAUCCCAUCUCCGGGCCACCUGUUGGGAGGCCGAGAAUCGCCAAGGCACGACCGUUCACAUCCCCAAAGGAAGAUCGCCCCGGUUGCCCUAUUGAACUUCGUCCUCUUCAUGGAACCAAUGAGGACCUGGAUCUGGUGCUCAAGGACUUGGAUGAGCGAGCUCUACGACUUCGAGACCUUCUUGAGGAGGAGGAAGUCCUGGCCGAGGAGUACCAAAGGAUGGGCCAAAUUAGCCGAGAUGCCCUGAACGAUGCCAGGGAGGAGGUUGUGAAGUUCCUGGAGGAAACACGAGAGCAGAUGGUGGAAAUUGACAGGGCGAAAAUGCUGGGAUGCCUACGAGUGGCCUCGAUGGCGACCGCCGGCACAGAAUCCGACGAUGUGGACUACGAGAAUCUUCUGCAAGAGUUGGAAGGGGACUUGGAUGUGGUUCAUACUGUGCCGCUCGUGCAGGUGAAAGCAGUCUUGCAGAAAUGGGUGGGAGCCAUCAAGGAGGAGGUAACAGCCCUAUUCUCGUCAGGAACGGUGUUCGGCAUAUCGCUGGACGAGGCUCGCACCAUGGAGGCGUCCGGCGACCUGAAGGUGGCACCAGCGAAAUGCGUCUUUUCGCUCAAACCUCCAAAGUCUCGAGGAGGAAAGUUCCGAAGAAAAUGUAGGGUUGUGAUAUGUGGAAACCACAUCGACCCGUCCGACAUGAGCUUGUAUGCUGGAGGCACGAGCACGGAAGGACUACGGGUGGCCUUGGUUUUCUCAGCGCGAAACCACUGGCUGGGUGCGAUCUCCGACAUCACCACCGCCUUUCUCCUUGCAACGUGGCCUGGCGACAUGCCCAAGUAUGCGAUGAGACCUCCAAAGGUGGUGAGAGACACAGGGAUCGGGGCCUCCGAGAUGUGGGUGAUAUCUCGCCCACUGUACGGACUGCGAGAAAGUCCGGCUACAUGGAGCAACUACAGGAAUGCUCGCUUGAAGGGGGCAAGGAUCAAGUUCGGCGAUCGCAUCCUCUACCUCAACCCGGCCCUUGGAGAGUCUGAGCUAUGGUUGGUCAGGGAUCAGCAAACUGGACGACUGGAGGGGCUGGUAGUCACCUACGUUGAUGACCUGUUCUACUUCGGCCCGACACUGCUGAUACGAGCACUUCACGACUUCAUACGAGAAGAAUGGCCGACCUCGGAGCUGGAAUGGGUUAACGACAAGGUCGCGGUGAGGUACCUUGGAGUGGAGGUUCUGAUGCAUGGCAGCAGCUACAGCAUCAGCCAGCAUGCAUACAUAACCGAACUGUUGCGCGCCCACGACAUGCACGAUGCACUGCACGCUGAGCUGCCAAUCCCACGAGAAUGGCUGGAGAAGGUGGAGCUUGAUGAAGAUGGAACCGAGGAGUUCUCGGAAGAGGAGCUUCGCUUGGCUCAACGAUAUGUUGGAGAAGCUUCAUGGGUGGCCACGAAGACUAGACCCGACAUCUUGUUCGUGGUAAAUCAAAUGGCGACGAAUGUGUGCAGAAGGCCUUUGCAUGUGGCGAGGUUGGGACGGCGACUACUUUCCUACUUGGCUGGAACUGCGGAACUCAGGCUGAAGUUGACACCUCAAGACGACAAGCUGGGUGAACUGGUGUGUUUUAAAGAUGCAAGCUAUGCCCCGUAUGGUGCCAGGAGCUUUGGAGCAGCCGUCAUCACCCAAGAUGGGGCCCCGAUUGCUUGGAAGGCUGGCCGGCAGUCGUUCAUCACCUUGAGUGUGAUGGAAGCCGAGCUAUAUGCGGCUGUGCAUGGAUGCAAUCUGUUGGAAUCGGUGGCCUCGAUCGUGGAGGAGUUAGCGCCCGGCGAGUAUGAAAGAAUACUGGCCGUUGACAACACGAGUGCUGUAGCCAUGUGCAAUGGUGGCCAAGGGUCGCAAAGGACACGACACUUGAAGAUUCGUGCAAAUUACAUCAGGGAAUCCGUCGCCCGGGGCACCCUGACAGUGAGACAUGUUGCUGGGGCGCAGCAACUUGCAGAUUUGGCGACCAAGAUCAUGACAAGGUUGAGGCUCCGCCAACUCCUGGAGCUAUGGGGCUUCAUUGGCGUCAAGAUUGCAGAGGGCCUGGCGACGAUGCAGCUAAGGGUUUUGAGCAUUAUCCUGGUGAUAACUCCGACGACUGGGGCUAAGGAUGUUGACUUCGAGAAGGACGACAUCCCCAGGGUACAAUCCUUUGAGCUGAUCGUGAUCACGUUGUUGGCGUGUAUAUCUGCGAUUGCAAUCUGGGAAGCGGCGAAAGGGGUUCUCCGCUGGUGCAAGAACUACAACAAGAAGCUGAAGAAGGAGGAAAGGCUGGAGAGAAUUAGGGAUGUAGCAUCACGAGCUGCGUCCCGGGAGGUGGCUGAGGCUGCUCAAUUCUCAGGCCUGACCCAGGAGACACCAGCAGCACCGGAGCCCUUGACGACACCGAGGUCUUCUAUGAGACGUAGGAGACCGUCGCCACAACCGAGCCCAGAGGUUGCAUCGGUUACCUCGGAUGCACCCACGGAAGUCCGAGAUUUCGCUGGGGAUCGCCAACAAGCAGGGACAUGCUGA